This is a messenger RNA of Eurytemora carolleeae, 1018 nucleotides long. RefSeq lists its product as uncharacterized. The transcript is spliced from 10 exons. The record is from RefSeq and is a predicted model, not a curated record. Lineage: Eukaryota; Metazoa; Arthropoda; Copepoda; Calanoida; Temoridae. Bases 169 to 999 code for a protein of 276 amino acids.
AGGAGACUUAAGAUAAAACAUUUAUGUACACUGAAAGGUGUUCCCAGAGACAGAUCAGAUUCACUAAAGGCUAAUGAUCUUGAAGGUAUCCAUGUACUUGUUGAGCACUUUACAUUGAUCUGGUAUUUCAGGGCCUCCUAUAACGGAACGAAUAAGGCUGGAGAGCGGAUGAUACCGUCUGGAACAGCCUACUCCACAUUUUACCUUUUUGCGGAACAGUUUGGUCUGAAGUAUACAAUGAGGGAGGAGUAUAGAUGCAAUGUGACCAAUGAAACACUGUUUACCGGGGGCUGUAAACAUCUAAUAGAUGACGAAAUAUUUGCGUUUAUUCAUUGUUCCAACAACUACAUGUUCUACGGACCCAACAAUACAGUUCUAUUUAACAAAGUAAAUUUGUUGCCUAUAUAUGACUCGGGAACAACUUUAAUUUGCCCCCUGCCGGUCAAAAAAACUAAUUUCUUCCAAAUUAUUCAACCUUUCAGCUUUGAGAUGCAUAUUAGCUACCAUUACAAACUGGAGGAAAACUUUUAUAUUGAUGUUAUUAACGGACUAAAGAAGCAAGGACGUUAUGUCAUUCGUAAUGAACUUGAAAAGGCAGAUUUCAUCACUAAAAGAGGAGAUUGCGUGGCGGUGGAUUUAAACACAAUGAGACACUUGAUUACCCAACAACAGCUCAAGGAGGGAAAGGUAACCGUUUCUCUCUCUACCUUCGAUGAUGGCGGUAUCUUUGUUCCUAAAAUUAUUAAUGGUUGGUUAUAUAAACGGGAAGGAGAAUAUUUGGAAACAAUUCAACGGUUUAUAACACAACUCUGGGAUUCAGGGCUGAUGAUACAUAUACUGCGUAUACACUAUGGAAGAGCCCUCAAAGUGACUGAGACUGAAUCUGAACCUGAACCCUUGUACAUGGAGAGUUUAUAUCUUUGCUUCAUUAUUUACUUUUUUGGACUCCUUCUAGGCAAAGUCGUCUUCAUUCAAAAAAACAUGCUUUUAUUGCAUUAACAAUUGAAAACAAACAGUG